UCCAAAAGGCAUUUCGAACCGACUUAGUGAAUCAGUCCGUUGGACGCAGUAUUACCAGUAUCAUGGACGAAGAUGACGAUUUGUUAGCAUCCCUGGAAAUUCCUACCGUUCCGAAACAGGCCGCAGUAUCACAAGAGAAAUCUCCAACCUCCAGCACGGCCGCAUCAUCCAACACAACGGGAGUUCCUACGUCCUCCGAAACGCCGGUAAUUAUUGCAAAGGUAAACAAAAGCAACUGCAUCCUGGUCAAUCCGAAACAGCGCGGUAAUCCUCUGCUGAAAGCCAUCCAAAACAUCCCAUGGGAAUACGACGAUAUCGUUCCGGACUACGUGGUCGGGGCGAGUGCCUGCGUACUGUUCCUUUCCCUGCGCUACCACAACCUCAACCCGGACUACAUUCACGCCCGGUUGAAGUUGUUGGGCAAAAUGUACGAGCUGCGGGUGCUGCUGGUGCAGAUCGAUAUCCAGGAACCGCAGAACGCACUCAAACAUCUGACACGCAUCUGUCUGCUGGCCGACCUGACGCUGAUGUUGGCCUGGAACCCGGAAGAAGCGGGACGCAUUGUGGAAAAGUACAAACUGUUUGAGAAUCGACCGCCGGAUUGGAUUAUGGAGCGAGCGGAAAAAUAUCCCCACGAGAAGAUUGUCCGCGCGCUUACCAACAUAAAACCGGUCAAUCAAACGGAUGCAAUGAUAUUGAUUCAAAACUAUGGGACGCUUGGGAAGCUCAUCAACACCAGCGAAGAGAAGCUCAGCAUGUGCUCCGGGUUGGGGCCGAGAAAAGUGAAAAAACUGCAUAAAACAUUCAAUGAAAACUUUCGAAAAUAAGCAUACUAGCACAAUUCCUUGUAUAAAGUUCAAUCGUCAAAUAUAAGGCCUAUUUAAUUAUGUAUUGUAUUAAAUGUCGGGUG
Messenger RNA from Anopheles coustani, 910 nucleotides. It is a transcript of the gene Ercc1, whose product is annotated as DNA excision repair protein ERCC-1. Gene Ontology annotation, cellular component: nucleotide-excision repair factor 1 complex; nucleus; ERCC4-ERCC1 complex. The record is from RefSeq and is a predicted model, not a curated record. Gene Ontology annotation, biological process: meiotic mismatch repair; nucleotide-excision repair; mitotic recombination. Bases 63 to 827 code for a protein of 254 amino acids. Gene Ontology annotation, molecular function: damaged DNA binding; single-stranded DNA binding. The transcript has a single exon. Lineage: Eukaryota; Metazoa; Arthropoda; Insecta; Diptera; Culicidae.